This is a messenger RNA of Macrosteles quadrilineatus (aster leafhopper), 2109 nucleotides long. Its product is annotated as piggyBac transposable element-derived protein 4-like. The transcript has 2 exons. Lineage: Eukaryota; Metazoa; Arthropoda; Insecta; Hemiptera; Cicadellidae. Bases 1 to 2109 code for a protein of 702 amino acids. The record is from RefSeq and is a predicted model, not a curated record.
AUGUGUGAUGAUUUGAGAUCUAGUGAAAUUAGGGAAUUGUUGAAUGAAGAAAUAAGUGAUAUUGACGAUGAUAAUGUUGAAGAUGACUUCGAUUUAGGUUUACCGCCUCAGAAUAUUGAUUCAGACUCAGAAUCGUUACUGGACUUUUCAAGUGGAAGUGGGGAGGAAUACAUUCCUGAUUACGAUGAUUUGGACACUAGUGAUAGGGAGCAAGAUGUUGAUGAUCCAGGGGAGCCUGAAGUACCUGUAAGUGUGCCUAGUAAUGAUGUACCUAGCAGUAGUAGGCCUAGGCCUAAGAAGAAAAAAGGUCCUCCAAAUUUGCUCUGGAUUCGAGUUUAUCCACCAGAACCUGAAAAGGAGAUCGAAUCAAAAUUUACUAGGAGGAACACUGGCAUACAAAAUCUCCCUCCUAGAAAUAGUAGUUGUAUUGAAUACUUCUAUCUUUUCUUUACCCAGGCUAUCUGGAACAUAAUUUGUCAGUGUACAAAUGCGUCGGCAAGGAAAGCGCUUCAAAGACAAAACUUGUCCCCACAAUCAAGAAUAAAAAGAUGGACUGACUGUACUGUUGCAGACAUAAAGAGGUUUUUUGGGUUAUUCAUAAACAUGGGGAUUUGGAAACUCAAGAACAUAACAGGCUACUGGGAUACGAGAGAAUCUCAGUCACAUCCAUUUUUUGCUAAGACGAUGAGCUACAACAAGUUCGCAUUGAUUUUGUGGAACCUCCAACUUACCAACAACAAUGGACAUCCAAGAGGCCAUCCAGAAUUCGACCACUGGUUCAAAGUAAGAUAUCUGUUAGACCAUUUAAACAGAGCUUUCAAAAAGUAUUUUGUCCCCGGACAGAAUGUAUGCCUGGACGAGAGCCUUAUAGGCAUGAAAAACCGUUGUUCUUACAUACAAUACCUCCCGAAAAAAAAACACAAGCAGUUUGGAAUCAAAAAAUUUGAGACCUGUGAUUCUGCCACUAACUAUGUCUUGCACCUUGAAAUGUACAGUGGAGCAGAUUUCUUGAUCGAUAAACCAGGGCCAUUUGUACAAAAAUGUGUGUUAGAGGUAAUGGAGAAAAGUGGUCUCCUCGACAAAGGCCAUCAUCUGUUCACCGAUCAAUUUUACACUAAAGUACCUCUAGCAUUAAAGUUACAUGAAAGAAACACCUACCUUACUGGAACUAUAAAUAAGAAUUCUCAGUAUCUUGCAACAACACUGAAGAAUACUGAAUUGGAAGCUGGACAAACUCUGUACUUCAGGCACAAAGAUGUCCUUCUCGUUUCGUUCAAGCAGAACGCGUCAAGAAAAUCGGUUUUUGCCCUGACCACUGCUUGCCACGCCGAGGACAAACUUGUCCAGAGCAAAAAAGGGCAACAAGCAGUAAAACCUGUUCUUAUCCAUAGAUACAACCAAUACAUGGGUGGGGUAGAUGUAAGUGAUAAAAGUAUCUACCACACCUCAUGCACUCGCCCGACGAAGAAAUAUUGGAAGAGGAUCUUCUAUAAUUUACUGGAUAUUGCGCUUUUCAACUCGUAUGUGUUGUAUUCGUUGAAUACUGACAAGCCAAAGAGUAGAAAGGAUUAUUUAGUUGAUAUUGUGGAAACCCUGGCUAAUACAAGAGACAUAGGUCCGACUGCAGGACCAUCAGGAGACACCGCGCACCAAAUGCAGCAAGUGCCUAACAAAUCAAACAGAGUAUGUGCUGUAUGCUGCAGAAAGGCUACAUACUGGUGUCCAGGCUGCAAUGUAGGCAUCCACAAAGAGUGUUUUCAUCUACUUCAGCACUAUUGGAGGCCUUUACAAGCCAAAAAGAAGAAGAAAGUGUCGGAACUCCAUGAUCUUUCCCUCACCUCUGGAAAGCCAGCGUUACAACUAAAAGAAGACCAAACUCCGACACCCCCAAAUCAAAUAUCCUCUGAAAGUCAGGGUAACAAAAUGUCGCCCAUCUACCGCGAGGUAGAAAACAAAAUUCUAGAACUAGAAAACUCAGAAGAUCCCGAUUUAGAAACUUCUCUAACACUUGCAGCAGAAGUUGGAAACGCACUUCUAGCACAAAAUAGCAAACUAAGAGAAGAAGUACUCAACCUGACUCAACAAAACUCGAGUCUGGCCCAGAACUAA